Messenger RNA from Megalopta genalis, 2560 nucleotides. It is a transcript of the gene gudu, whose product is annotated as Armadillo repeat-containing protein gudu. Lineage: Eukaryota; Metazoa; Arthropoda; Insecta; Hymenoptera; Halictidae. Gene Ontology annotation, molecular function: protein binding. The record is from RefSeq and is a predicted model, not a curated record.
AACAAAAAGAAAGACAAUACGGUUUUUUGAAGUUGGUAAAUCGAGUUCUUUAAUUGGUAACUGAAAUUCGAUUUGUAUAUGGCAAAUUUCAAGAAUGUUACACAAAUUGCUUCACCGAAAUGAUAAGACAAAUCGAAUAGGUUAAUGUCUUUAAAAUAAUGAACUUUCAUAAUAUGAUCUCGACGUAUUGUUUGGUCGAUAUGAAAGCGUUCAACGCAGGAUAAGCUUCAAACACGCUGGCACAAACACAUCAGAAAAUUGCGCGGAACGAUUUAACAAGUGUUUUCGAUUAACAACAUAGCGAGAAUUGUGCAAACGCUUCAGAUAGUCACAAUUAAUACACCAUGCCGCCAAAACGGAAAAAAGAUGCCAAGAAGAUGGACCUCGAGCCUUUACCAACAAUUGAGCCGGACAUCCCGGAAAUGAUAGAAUCGGAUGAACCACCGAGGCCAUUGGUGUCGAUGGUCACAGGAGAGCCAUUUGGGCCACGAGUCCAGCAAAUUGUUGAGAAAAUGGAAGACGAAAGCUCGGACGACGAACCCGAGUCCGAAAGCGACGAGGAACUGAAACGAUUGACGGAAGAUCUAUCGGAAGUGCCUUCGGAAUUCUGGCACAUACAAAAGCUGAUCAGAUAUAUGAAAGCAGGCAAUCAGACUGCCACUUUGGUGGCGCUUUGCUUGCUGAAGGACUACGACCUCGAUAGUAGGAUCAUUCAACGAGCCAUCCAAGAAAUGGGGGGCUUAGAGAUUUUGGUGAAUCUUCUCGAAACCACGGAUUUAAAAUGUCAAAGCGGUUCUUUGGCGGUGUUGCUGCAGAUUGCGAAAUCCUCAGAGAUGCGACGAUGCUUGAUCGAUCUGGGCAUCGUAUCACCCUUGAUCCAAAUGUUAAAACAUCCAGCUAGAGACAUACAAAUCCUGGCUGCAGAGACCAUGGCGAUUAUUGCGCAAAUAAGGAAAGCGCGCAAGCAAAUACGUCUUCGAGGCGGCGUGCCGCUUAUUCUGGACGUAAUGGACGUACCCGACUCUAUUCUCCGUCAGCCUUUCGACACCUCGAACGAAGUUAACAAGGAAUUAAUGUCGGUCGCGAUAGCUUGCGCGAAGGUGUUGGACUCUCUGAGCAGCAGUCCUAAGAUAAAAGAGGAGCUUCGCAAGCACGGCGCGGUUAAAAUUAUGGAGCGUUUCUUGAAAUCGAAACACACCUCGUUGGUGAUACCCAUGAUGGGUUCUGUUCAACAAUGCGCAGUCAUGCCAAUUUUCCGAGACGCGUUCGAAGAGACGAGCAUCAUGUACUCGGUGGUGCAUCACUUGAAGAACGACGACAUCAAAUUGAAAGAGAACUGCGCCCUAGCGAUAUUCAACUGCGGCCCGAACAAGAUUGCGAGGGACAUAGUUCGGGAGACAAACGGUCUGGACAUACUCUGCAAAUUAGUUAAAUGUAAAGAGGUUCAGGAGAACAAGAGUCUCUUGGCAGCGGUCACCGGCGGAAUUUGGAAAUGCGCGAUAAGCCCCGAGAAUGUGGCGAGAUUUAAUCAAAACGAUUUGGUGGCUUCUUUGGUCACGUUCCUAGAGGAAUACGAAGACGAAGAUGUACAAGUAAACGCUGUAGGGGCUCUGGCAGAAUGUUGCAAGGAUCCUGCGAAUAGAACCAUCCUCAGAGUGAACGACGGUCUACCGAAACUUAUCAGAUUGUUAACGUCCACGCACGAGCCUCUACUGGAGAAUGUACCGCUGGUGUUGAAGGAAUGCGCGCAAGACGAAGAGUGCAUGGACAUCAUCAACGAUCCGGAGCACGUUCUGGAUGGCGUGCGGUUGAUCUGGUCGUUGCUGAAGCAUCCCAGCGACAAAAUCAAAAGAAAUGCUUGUCUCGCGUUGGUCCCUUGCAUUAAAUACGCGAAAGACUCGCCGGAAAUGGUGCGGGCGUUUGUGGGCGGACUAGAACUUACGGUCAGCCUCCUCAAGAGCAAAGACACCGAAGUUCUGAGCGCGGUUUGCGCUACCAUCGCCGAAAUCGCGACCGAUCCGGAAAAUCUGGGCAUUCUUAGCGACCACGGCGUGGUGGAGGAACUGGCGAAGCUCGUGUUAACGGAAGAUGAAAGUCUACGCGCAAACUUGACUUUGGCUGUAGCGUAUUGCAGCGAAUGGGAAGAAAAUAGUUACAAGUUUGGCCAAUUAAAUGCGGUUGCGCCGCUUGUUAAAUACAUGUCCAGCAAAAAUACAGACGUUCUCAGAGGCGUUUGUAUAGCGGCGUACCAUUUGAGCAAAGAACCCUCGAAUUGCAUUACCAUGCACUCGUCUGGCGUGAUAAAGCAUAUAUUGCGUUUGGUUGGAUCCGACGAUCCAGAAGUGCAGAUUGCUGCUGCAUCUACGAUUCGAAACAUAAGGAAGCUUGCGUUGACAGCGGAGAAGUUGAACCUUAAAGAAAUAAACACGUUGGAGGAAACAGAUUUUCUCCUGUAAUUCAAAAACGGCAUUUAAAAAUGAAGAAUACCAGACAACGGAUUGGAAGGAAAUGUAAAAACAGAGAUAGUGGUAGAUUUUUAAUAAAGAACAGUAUUUACAUA